This is a messenger RNA of Herpailurus yagouaroundi (jaguarundi), 2599 nucleotides long. It is a transcript of the gene SPATA16, whose product is annotated as spermatogenesis associated 16. The transcript has 11 exons. Gene Ontology annotation, cellular component: Golgi apparatus. Gene Ontology annotation, biological process: spermatogenesis. Gene Ontology annotation, molecular function: protein binding. NCBI's taxonomy places the organism in Eukaryota, Metazoa, Chordata, Mammalia, Carnivora, Felidae. Bases 363 to 2075 code for a protein of 570 amino acids. The record is from RefSeq and is a predicted model, not a curated record.
AAUACAGGUAAUUUUUACAUUAUGUACACAUUUUGGAAUUUUACAAAUUAUUCUUAAGUAUCCAGAAGCAAAAAUACAAACUUUUUUUUUUCAAGGUAAAAAAAAUCGCGCCUUGUACAGAAAUGUCACGGAGAAGCCUGCCAGGUCUCGCGGGUGGAGCACCUUGGGGAGGGGCGGGGCGGAGUCGCGCGGAACGUGACGUUUCAAACCUGCGCGCCCCCCGCGAGCGCACAGACCGGCGUGGUCUCAGAUAGGGACGUUUGGACUCGGGCCUGUGCAGAUGCAGCAGCUGGGAGUCCAGCGCUUCGCCCCGCCCCCGCUGGGUUGACCCACAGCUCAAUAGGAGUUGCAGAGGGGAAUCAAUGGAUUCAGGAAGCAGUAGGAAUUUGGAGAAUACAGUGAAUAGGGACUGUCCUGACCAGCUUGUCCCAAAGAUAAACACAAACAAGAAAAUGUCUACCUUAGCAAGCCAGCCACGCAUCCUGGAAACAUCACAAGAAGUUAAGAAAAGUUGUGGAGAUAAACAGGUAGAAAUCACAGUGGAAAGAAUAAAAAUGACAAAGAGCAUCAAAGAAAAACAUAGCAAUGAUUUAGAGAAAGUGGCUUUUAAAAGAAAGGCAGAAAAUGAAGAAAAGCCAGCUGGAAAGAAAGAGGCAAAGAUAACGGAACUUGACAGCACAUUGAUCACCAUGCCUCUGCCUCACAUCCCCUUAAAAAAUAUCAUGGAUGUGGAGGCGAAGUUGGUCUACGUCGAUGAAGAGGAUGUGAGCUAUGAGUUUGUAGAGUCCUUCGUGUCUACUGGGAUUCGACCAUCAUGCCAAGCUGCUGAAAUUGUAGACCCUCUGCAUGUACCUAAUUUCAGCUUUCUGCCUCAGAUUGACAAAUGGCUUCAGUUAGCCUUAAAGGAUGCCAGCUCUUGCUACAGACAAAAGAAAUACGCCGUGGCAGCAGGACAGUUCAGAACAGCAUUGGAGCUUUGUAGCAAAGGGGCAGCUCUGGGAAAACCAUUUGAAGCAUCUGCUGAAGAUAUAGCAAGUGUGGCAAGUUUCAUUGAGACAAAGCUUGUUACAUGCUAUCUACGCAUGAGGAAACCCGACCUUGCCCUGAAUCAUGCACACAGGAGUAUUGUUUUAAACCCAGCUUAUUUCCGAAAUCAUCUUCGCCAGGCAACAGUGUUUAGAUGUCUGGAGAGAUAUUCAGAAGCUGCUCGGAGUGCCAUGAUUGCUGACUACAUGUUCUGGCUCUGUGGAGGAAGUGAACAGUGUAUAAGCAAGCUCAUCAAACUGUAUUGGCAGGCCAUGAUUGAAGAAGCCAUCACCAGAGCAGAAUCUUUCUCAGUUAUGUAUACACCAUUUGCAACAAAAAUCAGAGCUGAUAAAAUAGAAAAAGUAAGAGAGGUUUUCACAAAAACUCAUCCUGCAUAUGUGGAAUACAUCUACACAGAUCUUCAAGGAGUCCACAUGUUGCCUCAGACAGCUGACUGGUCAUCUUUUCCUGCCCAACAAUACCUCUUGACUCUUGGGUUCAAAAACAAAGAAGAUGGAAAAUUUUUGGAAAAACUAUCAAGUAGGAAGCUGCCUACAUUUACAGAACAUAAAACUCCCUUCGGUCUGCUGACCAAAGAAGACACAGUGAGGCACAUGGAGACAAUGGGGAAGCGGAUCUUGCCAAUACUGGAUUUUAUUAGAAGCACCCAAUUGAAUGGGAGUUUCCACGGGUGCUCGGGUGUGAUGGAGAAGCUGCAGUAUGCCAGCCUCCUGAGCCGGCUGCAGAGAGUGAAGGAGCAGUCCCAGGUGAUCAAUCAAGCAAUGGCGGAGCUGGCAACCAUUCCCUAUCUACAGGACAUCAGUCAAGAGGAGACAGAAUUGCUGCAGUCACUAAUGGCAGAUGCUAUGGACACCCUUGAAGGAAGAAGAAACGAUAAAGAACGUGUGUGGAAUACAAUCCAAAAGGUUGGACGAAUUGAAGACUUCCUAUACCAAUUAGAGGAUAGUUUCUUAAAAACUAAAAAACUGAGAACCGCUAGAAGGCAAAAAACAAAACUGAAGCAGCUUCAAACUGUGCAGCAAAGCUAGUCACUGGGGAGCAGGUGCUACUAACCAUCAAGAUGUCCCAGAGAAAGGGGCAAUGGCCUCCAACCAACCUGACUCUGACAAUCCAGUAACAAAGGCCUAUCACCAAAGAAGUGAGGUUGGACUCCCCUUGGCUCUUCUUUACAAAGGUGUUCUAUACUUCAUUAAUCUUGGCUGGCAGCAGUAAAUGUUCUCAACAAGUUUGACUUGACUCUUGUUCAAAUUCGACUUAUGUAAACAGCUUAUAAAAUAACCAUUGCUGCCUCUUUCACCUGCUUUGUUCUUUCAAAAUCUACUAAGGUUUACUAGUUCUACCCAAGUAUGUUUGUAGUAUUCGUUCAUAGUCAUGUGUAUGAUCAAGAAUUAUUCACAUACCUUAUAUAGAUACGGACAAACAAUAUGCAUGCAAAUUUACAAAUUAUCAAACUGAUAAUAUACUUUCUCAAUCCUUAUGGAGAUAAGUCAGAUGUGGUAUGGCUGAUAUUAUCAGUUGAAUUAUCUCAUUAAAAUCUCUAUUCUCUCCUCUG